This is a messenger RNA of Cricetulus griseus (Chinese hamster), 1305 nucleotides long. NCBI's taxonomy places the organism in Eukaryota, Metazoa, Chordata, Mammalia, Rodentia, Cricetidae. The record is from RefSeq and is a predicted model, not a curated record.
AUGUUGGGACCUCAGACACUAUCCCGAGACCCUUUGCAGCAGAGCAGGCCCCUGGCCAAGCGGUGUCGUCUGCAGCCUAGAGAUGCUGCCAGGUUACCUGAGAGCGCCUGGAAGCUCCUUUUCUACUUGGGCUGUUGGAGCUAUUGUGCCUACCUGCUCCUGGGUACCCGUUACCCUUUCUUCCACGACCCACCCUCCGUCUUCUAUGACUGGAGGUCCGGCAUGGCGGUGCCCUGGGACAUAGCCGCUGCCUACCUACUGCAGGGGAGCUUCUACUGCCAUUCCAUCUAUGCCACCGUGUACAUGGACACCUGGCGCAAGGACUCUGUGGUCAUGCUGGUGCAUCAUGUGGUCACCCUGGUCCUCAUCGCCUCUUCCUAUGCCUUCCGGUACCACAAUGUAGGCCUCCUGGUCUUCUUCCUGCAUGAUGUUAGCGAUGUACAACUGGAGUUCACCAAGCUCAACAUCUAUUUCAAGGCCAGGGGUGGCACCUACCACCGCUUGCAUGGGCUGGUGGCCAACCUGGGCUGCCUUAGCUUCUGCUUCUGCUGGUUCUGGUUCCGCCUCUACUGGUUCCCGCUGAAAGUUCUGUAUGCCACAUGCCACUCCAGCCUGCGGUCGGUGCCCGACAUUCCGUACUAUUUCUUCUUCAACACACUGUUGCUGAUCCUCACAGUCAUGAACAUCUAUUGGUUCCUGUACAUCGUGGCUUUUGCAGCCAAGGUGCUAACUGGCCAGAUGCGUGAACUUGAGGACUUGAGGGAAUACGACACUCUGGAAGCUCAGACCACCAAGCCCUGCAAAGCUGAGAAGCCGUUGCGGAAUGGCCUGGUGAAGGACAAGCUCUUCUGAGUCCCUGUCCUCAAGGCCGCCAUCCAGGACUCCCUCCCUUACUACCUGGGAGACUGGCCCCGCCCCUGAGGACUCCGCCCCGUCCCUGGAGGUCUGCUCCCACCCCUGGGUACCUGGCCCCGCCUUAGGGGGCAUGGCCUCGCCCACAGGACGACCGCCCGGCUCUAAGAAGCAGGAUGCGACUCUUCUUCAGGGACCGCGGCUGCCAGCAGCUCCGCCCUCCAGGUCAACUCUAGACCACCCACCUUGGGACCGACGUCCAGGCGCCCUGCCCUCCAGAUCAGUGGGGCUCGGACACGCCCCCUCUAAGAACUCAAAGCCCCCGGACCUGCGGCCCCCAGCCCACUGGUCCCCGACGCAGUGGACCCCGCUGACUCUCUCGGACACUGUCUGGGAGGAAAAUGCUCCCUGUCCACCGCCCCCCAGCCGGCCACCUCUUUCUGCUCCUGCUCC